UAGUGAUAAUUUUGGGCGCGCACUAGUGGUGUGGUGGUGACGACGAGCGGGAGGAACUUCAUUUCCUGAGCGGGAGGAACUUCACGUCUGGCAGAAUUGCGUUUAAGGCGUAGGCUACCCUAGCCUAGGCUACAGGUAUGCAACGUUUGCCAAAAUCCAAGAAAUUCCGAAGGAAAUCUGAUGACAAAGAGAACAGACCCCGGCAUUACAAAACCUUUCUUUGUAGAAGUGAGACACGAAUUCCAAGGUCCAGCAUAAACCGAAAAAGAAAUGCACUGGCCCCUCUUCCAUCAAAUCAAGACAGCAGUGCUGAGAUUUUCCUCGGCCCAAAAACUGCUAAACGGCCAAGAAGUGAACUGAACGACGAGUCAACCUGGGAUGUUCCAGAUGGAUCAAGUACUGGGUUGCAGCCAGCACCAUCACUCAGUACAUGGCAAAGCCAAACACAGGAUGUUCCAGAUGGAUCAAGUACUGGGUUGCAGCCAGCACCAUCACUCAGUACAUGGCAAAGCCAAACACAGCAUGUUCCAGAUGGAUCAAGUACUGGGUUGCAGCCAGCACCAUCACUCUGUACAGGGCAAAGCCAAACACAGGACACAACAGAACACUACCUCAGAGCAUCUCAACCAGUCCCAAGAUCCUGCAGUAAUGGACUAGGCCAACAGGAUUCUGAGGGGGAUGACCUUAUAUACCCAGGAGCACCUAUAACCAAAGGACAAAGUCUGCUUCUGUUAAUGGCCUACAUUCUGAGGCACAAUCUGACUGGGGUAGCUCUUGAACAUCUUCUUCAAAUAUUCAAUGUACACUUCCCAGGGUCAGUGCCCGCGACUUCAUACCUCUUCAAUAAAGCAUAUGGACGUUAUGGACAGUAUGAACCACAUUUUUACUGUUCUGGCUGUACCAGCUACAUAGGUAAUGCCACAAAUCAGGAAUUGAUACAGGAGUGCUCAAUAUGUCAUAUGGCAUUUGAUGCAGACACAAAUCUCAAGAAUGGAUCAUAUUUCAUUGUUUUGGAUCUAGCGAGUCAAAUAAAAGACAUUCUUGAAAGUCCUCAAACGACUGUAACUAAGAAUGUGUCAGCAAAUGGUGUUUUCACCGACAUACAAUCCGGUUUGCAAUACAAGAAACUGAUUGGAACAGAAGAUGUUGGAGAAUCUCACAUUAGUCUCCUCUGGAACACUGAUGGCAUUCCUAUUUUUAAAAGUUCAAAGAGUCAGUUAUGGCCAAUACAGUGUCAGAUUAUAGAACUCAAUGCAAAAGAUCGCAAAAACAAUGUCUGUGUUCCGUGCUUGUGGUUUGGUGAGGUCAAGCCAAACAUGACCACACUCCUGACACCAUUUGUUGACCAGCUGCUUAAGUUGGAGGAAGAGGGAAUAUCUUGGACAGACACACACAACUGCCACCACUCAUCUAAGGUGCAUGCAUUAGUCUGUAGUUCAGAUUCAGUGGCACGUGCUCAAAUCCGCAACACCAAACAGUUUAACGGACAAUACGGCUGCGACUUCUGUUAUCAUAGAGGUAGUCCAUACUCAAACCUUACCCCUGAACCCGUUCUCAGGUCAGAAUCUCAACACUUUGUACAUGCAAUGUCAGCAACAUCACAGCAACCUGUGAUGGGGGUGAAAGGUCCCUCUCCUCUCAUGAAGUUGUCCAAGUUUCAAAUGAUUAAUGGAUUUGUGCCUGAAUACCAGCACAGUGUGUGCCUUGGGGUGACUCGCCAAUUAAUGAAACUAUGGAUAGAUCCAAAGCACCAUGCAAAACCAUGGUACAUUGGCACUAACUCUGAGAGGAUUGAUGAGCAGUUGCUAGCCAUCAAGCCUCCAGUAGAAUUAACUAGAGUGCCACGUGCUGUAAAGGAGCGUAAAUUUUGGAAAGCCUCAGAGUGGCGAUCAUUCCUUUUGUUUUACGCUUUACCUGUACUUUCUGGCAUUCUGCCAAAGAAGUACCUGAACAAUCUUUUCCUCCUUGUGUUUGGCAUUUACACACUGUUACAGGAAAAUAUCCAUACAGUUGACAUUGACAAUGCAGAAAAGGCACUGAAAAAAUUUGUAAUGGGAUUCGAAAAGUUGUAUGGUCGAGAAAACAUGACUUUUAAUGUGCAUUUGAUGACCCACAUUUCAGCAAGUGUCAGGAACUGGGGACCUCUGUGGGCCACAUCCACAUUUUCAUUCGAGAGUUUUAAUGGCACCCUACUGAAAUACUUUAAUGGGACCACAUAUGUCCAAGACCAGAUUGUCAAAAGAUUCCUCAAAUGGCAAGAUCUUUCAAAACAUGCAAAUAAAAGAAUGAACAGUGCCAAUGAUACAGUGAAAAACCUGUUUGUUGACAUGCAAAACAGUAAGCGUAAAACAGCAAAAUCACUGCCUCUGUCAGACAACGUUAGGGUAUUUGGUAGUUCCACUACAGUGAAUCUGCCAGUACGACACAUGCUUGCUAUUGAGGAACUAGUAGGUGUACGUGUACAACAUGGCCUGUAUUAUGACCGUUUUAUUGUUGAUGGUGUACUCUAUCACUCUGACACCUACAAAGGACUGAAGAAAAGAAACAAUUCUGUCGUACAAUUGUCUGAUGGCACAAUAUGCAAGAUAUUGAGCAUUGUGGCAUUCAACAUAGGUAGCACACAGCAGAGUUGUGUUUUGGUCAGGGAACUUUUCAGGUCUGGAAGUGUAAUGUAUAGGGAUGCUGAACUUAAAAUUUCUUCCAGAUUUGUGAAUGAAGUGACUGAGUCCCAUAGCAUUCAUGCGGUGUGUCCACAAUCUUUCAAAAGGAAGUGUGUCAUGGUUAAUGUCAAAAAGAUGUAUGUGAUUGCCUUACCAAAUGCAAUUGAAGGGGACUGAUUUAAAUGUGACUGUACUGUAUUGAUACAUUCAAAUAACUUUAAAUUAGCUUCAUUGGUUGUAGGUAAUUUCAUGAGAUUUGUUCAAAUGGAGCAAUAUGUAGUGCCAUGUACAAGUUAUUGCUUGUAUCUUAGCGUUCCAAAUUGUUUAUCUUUCCUUUGUGAUUGUCUUUAUUUUCUAUGUACAGGGACAUUGAAAUGUGAUAGAACAUGUUGUGAAUAAAAUA
Engraulis encrasicolus (European anchovy) is the source of this 3063-nucleotide messenger RNA. RefSeq lists its product as uncharacterized. NCBI's taxonomy places the organism in Eukaryota, Metazoa, Chordata, Actinopteri, Clupeiformes, Engraulidae. The record is from RefSeq and is a predicted model, not a curated record. The coding region runs from base 138 to 2837 and encodes 899 amino acids. The transcript is spliced from 9 exons.